CGAAAUCGGUGCAAUAAAAAAAAAAUUGGCGUUACUAAUAUUCUACCAGGCAAUGGUAAUUCAACUGCAACGAAAAGUCCAUGUUGUUGUUUUUCUCGGAAUCCUCCAAUUGUAUUAUUAAAUUUUAUUGUUGAUUUGUUAGAUGUCUGACAACCUAAACCGAGUGUUUCUGUGGUGCGUGCCCCGAACGGUAUCCACUGCCUUCCUGAAGUGUAUCAGCUUUGUCGAGGGCCUCCAAGUCAUUAACGAGCCUUAUCAGUGUGCCUACCAUUCGGGCCCAGAGAGGAAAAAUCCCAAGCCGAAUCUUAGUCAUCCGGUGGAGAAACGUUUGGAAGUAAUACUUGACGACACCUCCCUCGAUGAUGAGGCCCGUGGUUUCGACAAAAAAGAUUGUACAUAUGGCUGGAUUCGAGAUGAGCUGCUGGAAGCAUCAUAUGCAGGAAAGAAGAUCAUCUUCUGCAAAGAUAUGGCAUUUUAUCUUGAUGCUAAAUACCAUAUGUUACCCAAAGGUUUCCGGUACAGCUUUUUAAUUCGCCACCCAGCAAAGGUUUUCCUCUCUUGGAAGAAGUCCUUGUUGAAAACAUUCGGUGAACCAAUUGCCCAGUUCAUGGGUGAUCUACAAAAGCUACCAGACCACGUGUUUCCUGCAGGCGGUGGAUUCAAAGAGCAAUACGAAUUGUUGGAGUAUGUAGAGAAGCAUCUUGAUCCAGAGCCGGUCAUUCUGGACAUGGAUGACCUCCUUACUGAUCCACCAGGCAUCCUGUCAUCUUACUGUCACAAGUUGGGCAUCCCAUACACCUGUGAGCUUCUGUCCUGGGAAGCGGGGGCAGCCAUCACUGAAACUUGGAUUUCGUCUAAAGUGAUGGUAAAUGCUAACAAAAUCGGAGGGUUUUACGAUGAAGCUCUUGGAAGCGCGGCAUUCAAAUAUCCAGGACCUCUUCCCGCUUUCGAAAGUCUUCCCGGUGAUAUCCAGGCUUGCAUGGAGGCAUCCAUGCGAUACUAUGAGAAGCUUCACUCCAGACGCAUCAAGCCUUCUUCAACAAAUUGAGAUACAUGUAUUUCCAUUUUCCUGAUGCAUGGUUGAUGAUGCUCU
Patiria miniata (bat star) is the source of this 1093-nucleotide messenger RNA. RefSeq lists its product as uncharacterized. The transcript has a single exon. The record is from RefSeq and is a predicted model, not a curated record. Lineage: Eukaryota; Metazoa; Echinodermata; Asteroidea; Valvatida; Asterinidae. The coding region runs from base 143 to 1048 and encodes 301 amino acids.